AAUUUUUAUUUCGGUCUCGAUUGCUGCCCGCCGGCAGUCGACCGUGAAGAGCCACCCUUCGAAGUAGUUGCGUCGUCCUCAAUUCCAGUUGUUUCGCCGUCGUAGCCGGGAGUCAAUCUGCUAAAACACGCCUCGCCGUGUCGUUCCGGGGAAAAAAGUGCGAAAGUCAGCCGUCUCAGCAAAAACCAAAAAAGAAAAUAAGAGAAGAGGAAGAAAAAGCUCAGAUUAGUCGCGUAGAUCCAGAAAAGUAAUCGUCCUAUCUCUAGACGGCGAACGAGAGGUAUCGUUUCGGGCGGAUUUUCAGUUCAUUUGGGUGUGAAAUAAACGGGGAUAGAGGUUCGUGAAAACAGAUCGUAGGAAGGAAGAAUCAAGCAACACUUCAACUCCCUUCUCAGACUGUUUUCCGUUCAGAGCCGUUCGGAACGGGCUAUGAAAUUAGAAGAGUCAAGUCAGCAACCACGAUAAUGCCAGGGGCGACAACACGGCCCAGAAGAAGAAGCAGCUUAACGGCCGUAAUCUUCCUGAUUACCGUCGGAUUAGGGGCGAAAGUUGGCGAUGCCGUCGACGGGACUGGCACUUCCAAGGAGGAAGUGCAGCAAGUGUCACCGUCGCAGAGAUAUUUUGACGCUGUUGCACCGGAAGAUCGAGAAAACUUCAUCAAAUACCACCUGGAUAAAGCUUUAGAGGAACGGUACACGGACUACGUCAGCCGCACCCAAGCUGACUUUUCAUUCGUCAAUUAUGGGGAACCUACACCCGAUCGAAUCGCAUCAACACCAACACCAACAACACCACCCGCGUGGUCAUCCUCAAACAACCUGCCAAGUGUGGUGCGGCUGAUGUUCGACACGGCCGAUCAUCGUAGUGACGUUUACAUCAACUAUGUCAAGUACUCGCUGGUUUGCUACAGUUCCGGCUGCAUCGAUCCGGCCGACAUUGGAAACAUCUGUUGCCCGUUUUAAUUAAUCUCCAAUUUAUAUCACAAACAUACAAGCAUAGAUUCAUUGGCAAUGCGAAAUGACCAGCGCUUUCAAGCUUUCGUUUUUCACUGUUGGUUGGUGGUACUAAUUGAUUGAAUGAGCAAAAAAUUUGCUCUGCCUGUCCGAUGCUUUUUAGAAUCAAAUUUAGCAAACAGUGACUGUGCGAUAGGGUGUCCUGUAGUUUAACGGGAUUUU
Molecule: messenger RNA, 1175 nt
Organism: Culex quinquefasciatus (southern house mosquito)
Lineage: Eukaryota; Metazoa; Arthropoda; Insecta; Diptera; Culicidae
Exons: 4
Coding region: 465-962 (165 amino acids)
Source: RefSeq, a predicted model, not a curated record